AUGUCCAACCUAGCAUCAACCUACCGGAAGCAGGGUCGAUGGAAUGAAGCUGAGAAGCUGGAGGUGCAAGUGAUGGAGAUGAGGAAGACUGUGCUAGGGACUGAACAUCCUGAUACUCUUAUCAGCAUAGCAAAUCUAGCAUCAACCUACUGGAAGCAGGGUCGAUGGAAUGAAGCUGAGAAGCUGGAGGUGCAAGUGGUGGAGAUUUCUAAGACAGUACUAGGUGCUGAGCAUCCCUCUACUCUGACUAGCAUAUCCAAUCUAGCAUCAACCUACCGGAAGCAGGGUCGAUGGAAUGAAGCUGAGAAGCUGGAGGUGCAAGUGAUGGAGACUUCUAAGACAGUGCUGGGCGCUGAGCAUCCUGACACUCUGACCAGCAUGGAAAUCUCAAAGAAGGCUUCCAGAUGCCUUGGCUCUACUUGA
Molecule: messenger RNA, 423 nt
Organism: Aspergillus viridinutans
Lineage: Eukaryota; Fungi; Ascomycota; Eurotiomycetes; Eurotiales; Aspergillaceae
Exons: 1
Coding region: 1-423 (140 amino acids)
Molecular function (GO): protein binding
Source: RefSeq, a predicted model, not a curated record